AUGAAAGAAAACUACUUCAUGACCAAACGCAAACCGAAAGUUUUAAAAUUACAGAGUAAUGAUAGCCAAGACAACUCUAUGCAAGGGGUAAAUCUAGCUUUCGCAAACUCCUGUGAACUCUUUAUUCGUGAUAUUUUGCCUGCGGUAUUUUUCCUGUUGGAAACAAGCAAAUUAAGAAUUUGGUUCAAUUUUGUUAUUGGUUCAAGGAAGACACACAACUUGACUUGCAGUUAUUUUUUGUUUCAUCUCGUGCGCUCAGAAAGUGCUCGGAGUACUCGCAGUUCUUAUGAUUUCCAUAUUCUUACUGCUCUCGCAGCCGCUACGAAAUGUUGCGAAUGGUACUUUUCAAGUGCUUCAACAAUCACAUAUGAUAAAAAAGCUCAAUUACCUAAAUGUGGUGAAGUUUCAAGUGCUUUAAAAUCUAUUCCAAAGCACCCAAAGGGUCUUUCCUUUCAGGACUUCAACCGUUGCUGUCCUCUUUGCUUGAAUAAACGAGUAGGUCCGACCCUGUUGAUAAGAAGCGGGUAUGUUGAAGUACAAUAUUUAAUUUAUUCUUUUUAUUGUAUAAAUCACAGAUACGUCUUUUGUUUUUCUUGUAUUUCAGAACAUGUGUUGAAAUAUAAUACUUGUCCGGUAACGAAAAAGUCUACGCUCAAUUGUUCAGAUGAUCUCAGGAUGCUCUAUGAAGUACAUUGCUAG
Messenger RNA from Bathycoccus prasinos, 699 nucleotides. RefSeq lists its product with no specific name. The record is from RefSeq and is a predicted model, not a curated record. The coding region runs from base 1 to 699 and encodes 232 amino acids. NCBI's taxonomy places the organism in Eukaryota, Viridiplantae, Chlorophyta, Mamiellophyceae, Mamiellales, Bathycoccaceae. The transcript has a single exon.